Teleopsis dalmanni is the source of this 1846-nucleotide messenger RNA. RefSeq names its product mannose-1-phosphate guanyltransferase alpha-A (gene Gmppa). Gene Ontology annotation, cellular component: cytoplasm. Gene Ontology annotation, biological process: biosynthetic process. The coding region runs from base 333 to 1640 and encodes 435 amino acids. The record is from RefSeq and is a predicted model, not a curated record. The transcript is spliced from 7 exons. NCBI's taxonomy places the organism in Eukaryota, Metazoa, Arthropoda, Insecta, Diptera, Diopsidae.
UUGUAUUCGCUUUAAUUUUCAAUCUAAGCUAGCAUUCAUUUUUUGUAACGGUGGCGAGCAAUCGAAAUCCCUUUUAAAAUUUCAACCAGUUUAUUACAUAUGUGUAUAAUAAAUUGAACAUCGAUUUCACUUAAAAUUUGAUGUCUCAUCUCACUAAUAUGAGCAAUUCAACAUUGCAUUUUACAACACUACUUUUUAAGCAGCUGAUGUACGAAAAACCGACUGAUAACACGUCAAUAACAACAAAAAUUUAUCUGAGGAAAAAUUAAUCAUACAUUAAUAAACAAAUAAUUAAAGAAAUAGUACAAGAUAUCAGUUGAAAUCAGGAAAUUAUGCUAAAAGCGGUGAUAUUAGUCGGUGGUCCACAAAAAGGCACUCGAUUUCGUCCGCUAUCGUUAGAUACUCCAAAGCCAUUAUUCCCAGUAGCUGGACGUCCAUUAAUACAACAUCAUAUUGAAGCAUGUUUGCAAUUAUCAGAUCUGAAGGAAAUAAUUGUCAUUGGCUAUUAUCCGCAAUCGCAAAUGCAACAUUUCGUUAGCGAUAUGCAAAAUCUUUACAGUAUAAAUAUUAGGUAUUUGCAAGAGUUUACUGCUUUAGGUACGGCAGGAGGGAUGUAUCAUUUUCGUGAUCAAAUACGAGCUGGAAAUCCAUGUGCUUUUUUUGUAUUAAACGGUGAUGUCUGUGCUGAUUUUCCUUUGCAAGAACUUUAUGAAUUUCACACCAAACGACCCUCUUCAGCACUUGUUACCAUAAUGAGUACUGAAGCUACGCGUCAACAAGCUGUACAUUAUGGUUGUUUAGUCAUAAAUCGUGAUACUGGAGCUGUAUCACAUUAUGUAGAGAAACCUAGCUCAUAUGUUUCCACUUUCAUAAAUUGUGGUGUCUACGUUUGCUCUAUGGACAUAUUUGCAACACUUGCCAAUGUUUUUUAUUCAAAAGAACAAGAAUAUUUGUGCACAAGUAUUUCAAAUGGUGGUAGUAAUGGAAAUGGAAAAGAUCAAGGACACAUUCAGUGGGAACAAGAAGUGUUGACACCGCUAGCUGGAACGGAUAAACUAUAUGCGUUGCCAGUGUCGAGCUGGUGGUCACAGCUUAAAACAGCUGGAUCAGCUAUUUAUGCAAAUAGGCAUUACUUAGAUUUGUAUAAAAAAACUCAUCCUGAACGUCUUGCUAACGCUGGUUUCAAGCACAGUGAAGAUAAUGGGAAUUUAAUAUGUACAAUUUUUCCGGAUGUUUACAUUCAUCCCAGUGCUAUAGUACACCACACUGCAGUGCUUGGGCCUAAUGUUUCUGUUGGUGCUGGUGUUACUAUAGGACCAGGAGUGAGAAUACGUGAAUCAAUUAUAUUGGAAAAUGCAGUUAUUAAAGAUCACACAUUGGUAUUACAUACGAUUGUUGGCCGUGGAUCCACAAUUGGACAAUGGGCACGUGUGGAAGGCACUCCUGGUGAUCCAGAUCCAAAUAAACCAUUUGCCAAAAUGGAAAACCCACCCUUAUUUAACAAUGAAGGCAGAUUAAAUCCUUCAAUCACAAUAUUAGGAUGCUUUGUUAAUGUUCCUUCGGAAAAAGUGUUACUCAACAGUAUUGUUUUGCCACAUAAAGAAUUGAAUCGGAAUUUUAAAAAUGAAAUAAUUUUAUAAAUAAUGAAGUUUCUAAUUAACUUACCCACAAAAAGUGACUGUUUUAUUGCCAUUAUCAAUUUAUUAGCACAAUUUUUUUUUAUAAAUUAUAAUAGUAUGUAGACACCAAUUAAAGUAAAGCACUUUUUAUUCUAUCAAAACUGAAUUAAGAUAACAUGAGUUUAUAUUCCAACUAAUAUUAAUUAUUCGAAUUAAUUCAAAUUAAA